ACAACAAAGAUUAUCAUUAAACAUAAAGCAUGUUUUUGUGUUAUUUUACUUUUGAAUUCUGUCACAUGUUCUAUGCAUGCAAUGACAUUGAUACACAAGAUAAGAUACUGGAAUUUUGUCAAAUCCUUAACAAGUACUUGUCAUAGUUUGGGGAAAAACUGUUAAAAAUUAGGCCUUCAUAUUUAAGCAGUAUUGUCUAUGUUAUGUGUACUGACAAUACACUACAAACCUCCAUCAUUGGAGAACAUUGGUUCUCACUAAAACAUUGUGAGGCCUACAUUAGUGACAGCUAGGCAUUUAUCAUGCUAUUAAAGGUACAAUAACUCCCUACUCUAUCCAUGCUUUUAGGAUGGAAGAAUACUGUUUAUGGACAUAACUAUGUUAAACCUGAAGUACUGUGAGCUAAAGGCACACAAGGAUCCUGUGGUUUCUUUGAUGCAUGACAUCGAUCACAAUCAGUUGCUAAAUACAUGCCAGGAAUUGCACAAUAAACUGGUACAAAUCUGGAGUUUGCCUUUCUUGGAACUGUUGCACCAGGUCCCCCUAUGCAAUGAUGUGACUGCCUUCACAAGGAUGAUGGGGUCCUUGUUCCUGGGCCAUAAAUCUGGAGCUGUUGCCAUUGUAGAUAUCCUAAUAAACAGAGGAUUUCCUGAGCAAGAGAGGAGACCUCACCCAGGGCACAAGGAAGAUAAACCCAACGAUGAGAACGACGACACAAGUUUCAAACAGGAACACCGUGGUCCAGUGUUAAGUGUGGACUCCUGUCCAUCCCUUAGUCUCUUCAUGAGCUGUGGAUCUGACUACACCAUUAAACUGUGGGAUUUUCAAAAGACUCUGGUGCUUGAUUCCAUAUGUAAGUCCUUCAUCUAUGAAGAUCCCAGCCUGAAGCAUGAUUACAGGAAAAGAGACCAAGAGACUGAUAUUUUAGACAUGGAGUCAUACCUGGUACCAUACAAGGGAUAUGACUUGACAGAGUGUAGUCUAGAAGAGACUGAUGAUACUACAAGUCAGUUUUCAUCUGGGAGGGUUCCAUAUGCUGCCUCUGCCACCUAUCGGUCUCCUCGAGAUUCGCAGGCAUCCAUCAGUGAAUUUCUGAUAACACCUGGUAGUUCUUCCAUGGAUCUGCAAGAGCUAUGGCUAAUGUAUGAGCAAAUGCGGUUGUCUCCUAGACCAGGGCACCCUGGUGAAUCUGUCCUGGAUAAACUCCAGAUUGGAAUCUCCUCUGAGCAUCUGUCACCAACCCCCAUUCCCCCCAAAGAGCCAGAGACAGAAGAACAGACUCCACAAGAUAAACCAAAGCCUUUACCAGAAGACCUAAAAGAAGAACCUAAAGCAAAGGCACCAAGAGUUAAGCAAAAAGCUCCAGAGCCACAGGUGGAGAUGGAGUAUGUGUCACGCUUCAGCAAUAUCAAAACUGGCUUCAGUUCCAAGCUGCCAAUGCUGGAUUUAGGUGAUAAAUGCACUGAAACACAAGUCACCACACGAGAGACUGGAUACAUAGAGAUUUCAAUGGAAAAAAGCGUCCCGACAAAAACAAGAAAAGAGACCACUCUGGAUUCAAAGGUCAGAGGUCGUCAGGGAGCGAAGAGAAAGUUAAGAAAGAUUACCACAGGGAAGCCUGAAAUUCUGUCGAAGAGUACAAAAGCAGAAUUGAGAAGUUUACCUGUGGGUGAAAAAGCAAUCUACCAGCUCGAUAAACAGUUGGAUGUGAAUAUUCCUAAACAUAAUGAAUUACCGGUGCAUGGCCUACUUUAUGAUACUGAGACAGCUGUUCCUGAACCCAAUGAUGUCUCUGAAACUAAAAAAUAUGCAAAACAAAAGAGGAUCCUGAAAAAUGUUUCAUCUGGACGGAUUGAGCAAGAGUUUGUACUGCUUGAAGGUGCACAGCAUAGGUUAGGCACAGAUGAUAUCCAAGUGGAGGAUAAAAUGCAAAGGCACUGGCAAAGUGAAAAAAAGACUGAAGAAGUACAGAGGCCCCAAGAGCUGAAAAGGGAAUCUUCAGAGAGGAAAGUCCCUUUUGUGAUGAAACAAGAUGCUUUUGAGCAUUAUAAGUGCUGGAUAGACAGAGAGCUGGAAUGGCAUGAAUGUUCAAGACUGCGGAAAAAUGAAAGAAAUCAGCGUGUACACCUCAAUCGAGGGAUCCUGGAAAUGAAGCGGCUACAGCACUGGCAGAGCCAGUCUUACCACUGGGACUGCAUGCCAUCUCACACAUCAUCUCACAACGUUCCUUUCUGCAGUGCAUCUUCAUCUGAAUCCCUCACUGUGAAGGAGAGCGCUGGUUUCCGGACCUCUAAGACGCCCCCAAGAGGAAUCUCCUGCCCCCCUCUCUCUGAACCCCUCUCCCCACUUUCCCAAUCACACAGCAGGGUCCGUCUGCCCCACAGGGCCACUGGGGAAGAACAUCCUUUCAGGUCAGUGAAAAAGGAAAGCAAGGGUUAAUGCUCACUACCUCUU
Molecule: messenger RNA, 2454 nt
Organism: Acipenser ruthenus (sterlet)
Lineage: Eukaryota; Metazoa; Chordata; Actinopteri; Acipenseriformes; Acipenseridae
Exons: 21
Coding region: 367-2439 (690 amino acids)
Molecular function (GO): protein binding
Source: RefSeq, a predicted model, not a curated record